GAAAAUGAGUUCGCUUUACUGCCUUUACUCGAGAACUGACCUUGCCAAAGGGACCCCAAGGUUCAUGACAUCACCGUCCCUGCUAUGUCACUCACCGGGCAUGACAUGCCUAUUCCCGAAGGAUGGACCACUUUCGUGCAUCCAGAGGGUGCCCGUUAUUAUGUGAACCAAGAGAAAAGAACAUUCACAGAGAUGGAUAUUCGUAAGCCAGAUAUAGGCGAAGACAUCCAAUACUACAUGGUGUAUUUGCUGGAAGAACUACACCAGACCCUUGAGCAAGGGGGCAUCGUGCUCGACAUGAGCCAGAUUGACCUUGUGGUUGAGCCGAAGGUCUAUGCUGAUGGCGAAUCGGUUGUUUGUUGCUAUUAUUUCGCCAAUCACCGUGAUAGGUGCCUCUUUUGGUUGGACGACUUCAAUGCUGAAGAUAUCAUCUCUGAAUGUAAAGGCGUCGAGAAUCUCUCACAUACACGGCUCGCUAUUGAAGCACAAUAUUGGAGACAUUGGGAUUACUUUCCUAGCCUGUGCCCGGUUACACAAAACAUUGUUGAUGAGCUCACGGGUGUGUUGAUGCAUGCGGCAUGCGACCACUUAACAUCGAUGCAGUCUUCUUUACCAUUUGAUGCCACAGAGCUCAAGGAUCACCUUUCUGUGGUUGACAGAAUCAAGGUCCAUCCCACUCCCCCUGCGGACCAGAUUAUGCAACAAGGUCAUGCUGCCAUUUCCACUUCCCCUGCGGCCCAGAGUAUGCGACGAGGUCACGCUGCCAUUGUUAUUGGCCGCCUCAUGUACACAUUCACUCACAAUCAUUUUGUGAAUUAUCACGGUGAAGACUGCGUGAGGCUGAUGUAUGAACAGACGGUUCAUGGUUGGGAAUAUAAACCAUCUGCGUUUAUGUUCAUUCUUGCACCCCUUCUGUUCUUUGAUCCCGUGGCUCAAAUCCAAGAACUGCAUAAGAUUUUUGUCGACGAGGUUGCUUGCACGACACGGUGGAAUCUAUUCUGUGCAAAAUUCAAAGGGCAGCUUCAGGACUCCAAUCUCUUGGCCACUGUGUUACUCAAUGCCAAUGUUGGGUUUCUCGCUAUCAACACUGUUGACAGAGGCGGUAGAAAUGCUAUUCAGAUGGCAAGCUACAUGUCCUUGGUGACGAGCUUGGGGAGUAUAGUCCUCGGCUUGUUCUUUGUCUCGCAUGAUCGAACCUCUGGAACAAAUACAGCCACGGAAGCGGCAGUAUUUCUAGCAAGACUUCACAAUAAUAAACACGGAAUGGAAAAGCUGGCUAUAAUUUAUAGCCUUCCCAAGGCGUUGCUGAUGUGGGGUAUGGCCUUCUUCUUUGCGGCAUUCUCGAUCGAUUGGUGGACUUCUGGAGACACAAUAUCCAAGACCAUCGUCGGUACUGUGACAGUGGCCGUAUUCGUGAUGAUUGCAAACAGCAUCAUUCGCACCAGGGCAAGAACAAAGUGGUCAUUGCUUCCACCCUGGCUGCGUGGAAGCAUCGACCUGAAAAUGUUGUCUGGUUUAGUUAAUGCUAGGAGGGAUGCCAUGGAGUUCAUGAGGACGAAAAUAGGCCUAUCGCAAGCAAAUCCCGGAGGGGAUGUUCAAAUGUACAGCACCUCCCAGUCAACACUUGCGACUGGUUUCCAACCAGAAAUGCCGGGUUCAGGCGGCCAUAACAAUCACCCCUACCCCCCCUACCCUCCUGUUCAGCCAUACCACUCCACCGCUUCCGUUCAUUCUCAGCAACCACAUGACGGUAACUCCGUGCUGCCAUCAUUGGACCCACACAUCGGCCCAGGUGUUCUGUCGGGCGCAGGCGCUUUGCAACAGAUUCAAGAAGACAUCCCCACCGAUUUCCAGGACCAGUCUACCACGGAGGCUCGCUGCGAGCCCCAUAGUGCCCUCUUAGGCGGGCACUUCAACACGUCGCCAAGCUCUGCGUCAGAGGAGAUUACAAGCACAGCGGCCAGUGCAAUAUGUCGUUCCGAUGCUCUCCCAACCAUGGCCACCAUCCUGCCCGAGCAUGAAAUACAAACCGCAGCGGUAGCUGAUACGGACGCACCCAUACCGACUGGUUCAUUGUGUACAGAAGAGAGAGAGGGUGUUACAUACACCGAGAACGUGGUCGAAGAGCCCGGGGAACUUGAACAUCGUCCACCUUCGCCGAGCCCGCCGCCACUUCCAAAUGAAGUUCCAAGGAUCUUUGCUCGAGGCGCCACUGGUGACGAGUUCCAACAUGCGCCAGCGGCUCCCAGAUGGACGCUACAAGACGGUCAAGACAUCCUAGAGGAGCCCCAAGAGUAGGAAUACACAUUAGCUCUGAUGGCGGGUCAUGAACUUGACAUGAGGGCCGUUAAGCUCAUUGUUCAACCAACAGUGGCAAAUUUAUAUAAAGUCUGCAUUAAAUCCCAUGUUCCAAUUGUAAUUUAUAACCACACGUACAUAUCUUAUGUCGCCGAGAUCAGUGAGAUGAAAAUAAAAUAUUUGGCUGUUGAA
Molecule: messenger RNA, 2490 nt
Organism: Suillus clintonianus
Lineage: Eukaryota; Fungi; Basidiomycota; Agaricomycetes; Boletales; Suillaceae
Exons: 13
Coding region: 85-2298 (737 amino acids)
Molecular function (GO): protein binding
Source: RefSeq, a predicted model, not a curated record